CUAUUCAUUUGACUUGCACUUUGCGCAGGACUACGGUUGCAAUUACUUUACUAAGCGGAUGUUUUUUAAAGUCAGUUUAUGUAGAUUCAGUAGGCCUAUGCCAUAUUCAUUCUGCACAGUGCUAUUUAUUGUCUGGCCUGGCUUCGUCUUGUCUUUUUCAGAUAUCCCCAUUUUUUAACAUGGAUGAGUCUAAAAAUGCUACAAAUACAGCUACAAAUGCAGCAACCCCUGAUUUUGAUGUGUAUGGUGCCAUGGACUGGAAAGAUGGUGUUGGAACCCUAACUGGGAGUGAGCUGAAGUUUAAGGUAAAUGAGUUUGGAGUCUUGGAGGUCCUAACAGAGGAGGGAGAAGAUGAGAGUGUGAAGAAAGCUCAUGCCACCAUUACAUGGGCAGUGCCCACUGCUCAGGAGGACAGUGCUGCGGUAGCCGUGAAAGAGAUAGAGGAGAUGCAGGAGGGGCAGUGGGCCCAGAGAGGCCUGGUGUGCGUGCGCUGCCAAAGGAAGGGCUCCCCCAUGGACUUCAUGUCUGAUGGCCUCCACUGCAGUGAGCGCUGUCUGCAGCAGGACCAGCAGGAUGAGCUGAAGCUAAAGAAAGAGGUUUCGAAGAGUAAUGGGGAGGUGGUGGGGGUCAGCCGUAAGAGGUGUUUGCAGCAGGACAAGAUGGACACCACAGAGGUCCCGCCUGAGGACGAUGAGGAGGAGAAAGACAGCAGGAAGACGACCCGUGGUGCUCCGCGAGGCAGAAGGAAACGGAGGGGGGACGCAGGCCUACUGAGACACACUGUUCCAUAUGGAGGGAAAAAGAAGUCUUGGUGUUGGGCCUCAUAUCUGGAGCAGGAGAAAGCCAUUGCUGCCCCCACUAAACUGUUCAAAGAGCACCAGGCCUUCCCCCAGAGUAAGAAUGGAUUCCGGGUGGGAAUGAAGCUAGAGGGAGUGGAUCCAGAGCACCCCUCCAUGUACUGUGUGCUCACUGUAGCUGAGGUUUCAGGACACAGAAUACGGCUUCACUUUGACAAGUACUCCGACUACUAUGACUUCUGGGUGAAUUCCAACUCUGCAGACAUUCACCCUGUGGGAUGGUGUGAGAAAACAGGACACAAGCUUCACCCCCCCAAAGGUUUAAAGGAUGAGGAGUUCAGCUGGUUGUCGUAUAUCAAGCUGAGCAAAGCCCAGGCAGCUCCCAAGGCCCUGUUUGAGAAUCAGAACACGACUGUCACUCCUUUAGGAUUCAGAAUUGGGAUGAAGCUGGAGGCCAUUGACAAGAAGAACCCCUCCUUCAUCUGUGUUGCCACAGUAACAGACAUGGUGGACAGUCGAUUCCUGGUGCACUUUGAUAACUGGGAUGAGAGCUACGACUUCUGGUGUGAUGCAACGAGUCCAUACAUACAUCCAGUGGGCUGGUGUCAAGACAACGACAGGAUUCUCACCAAGCCUCCAGGUUACCCCAAUGUCAAGAAUUUCUCCUGGGGAAAGUAUCUGGAGGAGACGCACUCGUCACCGGCUCCUGCCAGGGCUUUUAAAGGGAAACCCCCCCACAGUUUCCAGCCACUCAUGAAGUUGGAGACGGUGGACAAGAGGAACCCCAUGCUUGUCAGAGUGGCCACCGUGGUAGACACUGACGACCACAGGGUCCAGAUCCAUUUUGAUGGCUGGACGGAUGAGUAUGACUACUGGGUGGACACAGACAGUCCAGACAUCCACCCUGCGGGCUGGUGUGCUAAGACAGGCCACCCCCUCCAGCCCCCAAUCAGUCCACAGGAGCUGUUUGAGUCAUCUGAGCAGGGCGGAUGCCCCACCCCAGGGUGUAAAGGUGUGGGCCACAUCAAAGGAGCCCGCUACUCUGGCCACCACAGUGCGGUGGGAUGCCCAUACUCUGACAUCAACAUCAACAAGGACUCAGUGCUGCCAGACCGUCUGAGUGGUGAGAUGCCAGGGUCAGGAGGACUGGGGCGACCCCGACGGGCAGAACCCAACCCAGAUAUCAACCCAGCUCCAGCUCUCACUGCAGACAAGCACUUAAGCGCCAACCCAAAUCACCUGGACAAGCCUGGCAGGGGCGAGAAGGCUGGCAUCGGAGUGGCGAGUGCUAUGGAACGGCCAAUCAAGAAACCCGCCGGCACAGAGCCAAAAAGGAGGGUUGGGCGGCCAUGCAAACAGAGGAAGGUCGAGGAGCCGGUGGAGGAGGAGAUGGAGAGGGAGGUGUCAUGCAUAAUGGAAACCAAAGAGCUGACACUACAGCAAGCCCUUCACCAGUCAGUGUUCAUGCCAUGUACCUCGCCAUCCCCUAGCAGCUCUCCUUUCUGUUGGGACCAGCACAGCAAGCUACUUCCCACUGUGGCUGGCAUCACUUCAAGCAAAGUGGCUUCAUGGACAGUGGAGGAGGUGAUUGAGUUCAUCCAAGGUCUUCCAGGCUGUAGGGAACACGUGCACACUUUCAGAGACGAGCAAAUAGAUGGCGAAGCCUUCUUGCUGUUGACCCAGGUUGACUUGGUGAGGAUCAUGAGCAUCAAGCUGGGUCCAGCCAUUAAGAUCUACAACUCCAUCUUGAUGUUCAAGACGGCGGAGGAAUCGGCAUGUAAUGAGCUCUAACGAAGGUGGGAGGCUACUAUUUUUUUCCCCCCUUAGGAGGAGGUCUAACAGACAAAGAUGUGAAGCACAAAGAACCGUCCUUCCCAGCGGAUGUAUCUCAUGCGAACUGAAUUGCACAAGUUCUUCUUUUUUUUAAGACAACCAUAUUGCAUACUGCGAAUCUCCAAUACGAUUGACUCAUUGAAAAAAUGUCAUUUUCAUUUUUUUUAUAUUAGUGUUGGCGUGGUGCCACGAGGCUGUUCGACCUACUUAAAAACGGAAACGGGAAAUGCAGAGGACUAUUAGUUUUCUCAUCCUUCAGAUUUCCUUUAGCGCAUCACAAUCAGCAACUUUUCAUCGUGUAGAAAGUGCCAUCUGCACAGGGUCUCUGGUAUUAUAGAAGAUUAUUGGCUUUAGCUGUUCCAGUCUCUCUGGAAUGCCGACGUCAUACAGGUCAGAGAAAUGAAUACAUUCAUGAGGAAGUAAUCAUGAUUUUUGAUCCUUGUCACUUCUGUCUGUCUGAUGGGUUGGUGGUGCUGCGGGAGAAGGCUGUAUAUUUCAACCGAGAGCAGAAAGGGAUUUUUAUUCUCUCACCAAACCAACAGGGGCACCCUACUGUAAUAAUUCAAUGCACCAGGCCCUGCAUUUAAUUUCCCCAUGGUAAAUGUCCCCAACUCUUAUGUUUUAUGGAUAGCAAUAUACAGUACCUGUAUAAAGACCAACGUGGGUCAUCUUGGUCUAGUUUCUUUGUCCUGUGUACUGUACAGUCACCUCAUCAGUACUGUUCAGGCCCUCUGAAGCAGUGACAAGUGUCUGUUUACAGUACUUUAAUGUACUAACCCCAGGGAACGGGUUUGGUUGAUUGAAUCAAAUAAAAAAUAAAAGGCUAUCUAUAUGGACAUGGGUAUUUCUUCAUUUGGACAAUUGUUCACUUUUGUUUAUUUAUGUACUGCAAUUUAAAGCAAUUGUUAAAUAUAAUUGAAUCGGUACAUUACUGAUAAUCUCAAAUAGCAUACUUAGUGCUCUUUAAAUAAGUGUUGACUGUAAUAUGCUAUUUCAAUUUGCUUUGCCGAUGCCUAAAGAGAACAAAAUGCCGGUUUAUGUUUUGCUGUUAUUUAUUUAUUUAAAUCUCAUACCGGUGGGUGAGACUGCUGUGUGCAGAAUUAUGCAAAAUAAUGUAAAUGGUAAAUAGCUUGCCAUUUCUGAAGCUAAUAUAAUGAUGAAGCCUUUAAUUCCACCUGUAUUGAUUCACAAAUAAAUACAAUGAGAAGUACA
Molecule: messenger RNA, 3842 nt
Organism: Salmo salar (Atlantic salmon)
Lineage: Eukaryota; Metazoa; Chordata; Actinopteri; Salmoniformes; Salmonidae
Source: RefSeq, a predicted model, not a curated record